This is a messenger RNA of Dentiscutata erythropus, 507 nucleotides long. Lineage: Eukaryota; Fungi; Glomeromycota; Glomeromycetes; Diversisporales; Gigasporaceae. The record is from the annotation of a GenBank genome assembly.
AUGCAAAGCUUUUUGUCAACACCUAAUUUUAAUAAAACUUUUUUUUAUAAAGAGCCUCAAACUCUCUAUAAACAGUUUUGUAAUGCAUUUGCUUAUUAUAAGCAAGUAUCUCUUUGUAACCUAAAUCCAAAUCGUCAACAACUCAUAAAGGAUUGUAAUUUUGCCUGGAAACAAAUUAAAAAGGAAGAAGAAGAGUUAUCUAAAAAUGCUGUAUGUCAAUGUGAUACACUUCAAAAAGUAAAAUCAGCAACUAAAAAGAUAUCGGAAUAUGAACAAAUGUUUUUAAUUUCAAUGGAUGAAUUGUUUAAGGAAACAUUGGUAUCAAACAUUGUUAAUGAAAAAAAAAUAAUCAAUGAACAAGAAACACAAUUCAAAAAGCUAAAACAUCAUUUCAAAGCACAGGCAAAACUAGCCGAAAAGAAAGUAAAAUUGCUUAAUGAAGGUAUUGUUGAAAAAUACGAAGGACCUGGAAGGCUAUCAGCAGCAAUGAUCCACUCUGAUUUUUGA